Molecule: messenger RNA, 1446 nt
Organism: Adineta steineri
Lineage: Eukaryota; Metazoa; Rotifera; Eurotatoria; Adinetida; Adinetidae
Source: the annotation of a GenBank genome assembly
AUGUCUCUUGCCACACGAUCUGUUACACGUAUUUUCACAUCAUCAAUUCGAACGAACAAUCUCGCUUGUGUACAAUCAAAAUGUUUUUCAUCAACACAAGCAACCGAUUUAAAAGAAGUUCUCAAAGAUCUCAUACCAAAAGAACAAAAACGCGUAGCUGAAUUUAAAGCUAAAAAUAAAGAUGUACCACUUGGCCAAGUAACUGUUGAUAUGAUCUAUGGUGGUAUGCGUGGUAUUAAAGGUCUUGUCUAUGAAACAUCAGUAUUAGAUUCAAACGAAGGUAUCCGCUUUCGUGGCAAAACAAUAACUGAAUGUCAAGCAGAAUUACCAAAAGCUAAAGGAGGUGACGAACCAUUACCUGAAGGUCUCUUUUGGCUUUUAGUUACAUCACAAGUACCAACUCAACAACAAGUUGAUUGGGUAACAAAAGAAUGGAAUAAUCGUGCUGAUAUUCCUCAACAUGUUGUAACUAUGUUGAACAAUUUUCCAGCACAACUCCAUCCAAUGUCACAACUUAGUGCUGCUAUUACAGUUCUUAAUCUUGGUUCGAAAUUUGCUAAAGCUUAUUCCGAAGGUGUACCGAAGUCAAAAUAUUGGGAGUAUGCUUAUGAAGAUUCAAUGGAUUUAAUUGCUAAAUUACCAACAAUUGCUGCUAUUAUCUAUCGAAAUUUAUAUCGUGAUGGUACAGCUGUUGGCGCAAUUGAUUCUAAAAAGGAUUGGUCAUGGAAUUUUGCAACUAUGUUAGGUUAUGAUAAUAAACAAUUUGUUGAAUUACUUCGUCUUUAUUUAACAAUUCACAGUGAUCAUGAAGGUGGUAAUGUUAGUGCUCAUACAAGUCAUCUUGUUGGUAGUGCACUUUCAGAUCCAUAUUUAUCAACUGCUGCAGCUAUGAAUGGUCUUGCUGGACCACUUCAUGGUCUUGCCAAUCAAGAAGUAUUGAUCUGGAUAACAAAAUUAGUUGAAAAAUUAGGUGAAACACCAAAUGAAGCACAAAUUACACAAUAUAUUCAUGAUACACUUAAAACAAGUGUUGUACCCGGUUAUGGACAUGCUGUCUUACGUAAAACUGAUCCACGUUAUACAUGUCAACGAGAAUUUGCACUUAAACAUUUACCAAACGAUAAUAUGUUUAAAAUAGUUUCACAACUUUAUAAAGUUGUACCAAAAGUACUUGGUGAACUUGGUAAAGUUAAAAAUCCAUGGCCCAAUGUUGAUGCUCAUUCAGGUGUUCUCCUUCAACAUUAUGGUAUGAAAGAAAUGAACUAUUACACUGUUUUAUUCGGUGUCUCACGAGCACUUGGUGUUCUCUCACAAAUGAUCUGGUCUCGAGCAUUAGGAUUUCCAUUAGAACGACCAAAAUCAUUAUCAACUGAUGGUCUCAUGGCUAUAGUAGCUGGACAGAAGAAAGCCGGCACAGAAGCAGGACAAAAAACCAAAGCUGCUUAA